Molecule: messenger RNA, 1068 nt
Organism: Microstroma glucosiphilum
Lineage: Eukaryota; Fungi; Basidiomycota; Exobasidiomycetes; Microstromatales; Microstromataceae
Exons: 2
Coding region: 1-1068 (355 amino acids)
Source: RefSeq, a predicted model, not a curated record
AUGGCUCUGGGUGAUACGCUGCCAUGGACGCGUACAAAGCAGGUCAUCCAGUCUGCCUCCAGUCCUCCUCGUGAGGAUGCCUCCGCCACCUCGGACACUACUGAGCGGCGGGACCCAAUCACACCAACCUUAUUCAGGUCUAGGAUACCCAUCGUACCAGUCGCAGCUACCAUCUUCCUGAUCGGCUUCACAGGAGCUGCACUCUAUGGCGUCAGAGCUGGCCGCAAAGCGGAACUCAAGGAAGCCGCAGAGAUGGCUGCGAAGAAUCAUGCUGCGACUCGGCAUGCUGCGACAAACACGCCUUCGGCGCUGAGCAGAGCACAGCCAGCUUUGAACUCAUCUUCUACAUCGUCGUCAAGGGGAACGGCUUCUGGCUUCGACUGGGGGGCUACGGGCUCAUCAGCUCCCUCAGCACUGUCACGCCGUGGUGCAGGCGCUGCGAGCUCGCCCCGCGGAGGUUUUUCAGCAUCACCCGCAGGAGUCGCAGGGGGCCAAAGAGGCUACACGUUUGAAGAACCUCCAGCUGUCACCGCCAUCAAGGCUUUCACUAUUGCUACCGCCUUGGUCGGCGUGACGAGUGUCGCUGUCGUCGAAGUGGCUCGGCGAGUGUGGAAAGUGGAAGAUAUGUACGACCUCACAGAUCGACUCCAUGAUAUGGCUCCAAAAUCUUUUGCACUGUUCGAGAGCGUAGGCAACUUCAUGCGGGCACGCCUCGGUGGCAUCUUCCCAGAGCCGGCGGACAAAGAAGACCCUUUCGCAGCACCUGUCGGGGACCAAUCUUUCCUGGAAUCGCCUGAAGGAGCAAGUCACUCCUCGAACUGGCCCCAUAUCCUUCGCCCCGCCACCCACGUCCCAAUCGAUGUCACAUCAGCUACUGCCAAGAAUGCAGUUAAGCCUGUGGAAGACCUCUUCGAAGAGAUCGAACAGGCACCGACGAUGCGUGCUAAACUGGAGCUUGUCGAGCUACAGCUUCGAGGCGAGAAGGCCUUCGAGGAUCAACAUCGCGAGGAGCUACGCCGGCAGAGGGAGCUCCGAGGUACCGCUUCUUCCAGGGACAAGUCCCCAUGA